This is a messenger RNA of Capsaspora owczarzaki ATCC 30864, 672 nucleotides long. RefSeq lists its product as hypothetical. Gene Ontology annotation, biological process: mRNA cis splicing, via spliceosome. The coding region runs from base 1 to 672 and encodes 223 amino acids. Gene Ontology annotation, cellular component: catalytic step 2 spliceosome. The record is from RefSeq and is a predicted model, not a curated record. Gene Ontology annotation, molecular function: RNA binding. The transcript has 4 exons. Lineage: Eukaryota; Filasterea; Ministeriida; Capsasporidae.
AUGUCUGGCCGAUCCUUCGACUUGAACUCGGCGGUUGGCGGCUCGCGCGUCGCUCGACCAGUCUCGUCCUCUGUCGCCGUGCGCGACCUCGCCAGCCAAACCGUGCUCAAGGUACCUUACGACAUUCCAUUGCCAGCAGGGGGCGACUGCCAGAGCGGUGCUGCUGUCCGUCAAGCAGGCCAAGGCAACGCAGAGGAGAUGAAGAACCGCGAUCUCAAGGGCGAGCUUGAACUCCGCGAGCAGGAGGCGCGCGACAAGAAGCUCCUUGGUUCCAAUGCAAACAGCACUGCGGCUCCAGCAAUGCCUGCACUGGGAGCACGGCCGCCCAUGCGCAGGCUCGUCGAUGCAUCCAUCGACGGUCGCGUUAUGAUGACGAUGCGGAUGAUGACGAGGCCCAUGCAGAGCGACGAGAUCGUAGCGAUGACGAAGACGACCAUUAUGACGGCCACGCGCGAGAUUCACGACGAGCUUGAGCGCCGACAGGAAGAGGAGCGGAUUCGAAACCAAGCGCCGUCACAAAGUUCAAACGACUUUAAUGUCAAGCGAGGCUGGGACGAUGAUGUUGUUUUCAAGAACUGUGCCAAAGACGCGCCUACCCACGAGAAGCGAUUCAUUAACGACAGUCUUCGUUCAGACUUUCACCGUAAAUUCAUGGAUCGUUAUAUCAAGUAG